This is a messenger RNA of Alternaria infectoria, 897 nucleotides long. RefSeq lists its product as uncharacterized. Bases 1 to 897 code for a protein of 298 amino acids. Lineage: Eukaryota; Fungi; Ascomycota; Dothideomycetes; Pleosporales; Pleosporaceae. Gene Ontology annotation, molecular function: nitronate monooxygenase activity. The transcript has a single exon. The record is from RefSeq and is a predicted model, not a curated record.
AUGCAGCACGCAAAGAGACUCCUGAACGACACACCCGCCGCACUACUAACGAAAAACGGAACACUUCCCAUCGGCAUCGGCUUCAUAAACUGGGGCGCAGAUCUCGAAACGGCCAUUCCCAUCAUCGCGCAACACCGUCCAGCAGCAGUAUGGUUCUUCGCGCCUUCAUCCACAGCAUCCCUCGUGCACUGGGCAGAAGCAAGUAGAACCGCCUCUCCCGCAACGAAGAUCUGGGUUCAGGUAGGCAGUGUAAAAGAUGCUGUGGAGGUAGUCCAACAAAUCGGCCCAGACGUCCUCGUCGUCCAAGGCACAGACGCGGGAGGCCAUGGUCUCGUCCAAGGCGCAAGUAUCGUCACCCUCCUCCCUGAAGUCGGCGAUGCCAUCAACGCCCUCCAUCAAAGCCCCAAACCCAUUCUCCUAGCCGCAGGCGGCAUAUCCGAACCCCGCACCUUCACCGCGUCCCUCACUCUCGGCGCCUCAGGCUGCGUCUUGGGGACGCGUCUCCUCGCCACCCCCGAAGCAGCCAUAAGCAGUGGUUACCGCACCGCCGUCCUACGCACCACCGACGGCGGACAAAGCACCGUGCGCACCAAAGUCUACGAUUCCCUGCGCGGUACGAACUGGGCGGAGACGCAUAAUGCGCGCGGUAUUAUCACGCAGAGCUAUGUGGAUGCUGUGGAGAGGGGGAUGAGUCAGGAGGAGAAUACGCGGUUGUAUCGCGAGGAGAUGCGGAAGGGGGAUGAGGGGUGGAGGGAGGGUGGGGGCAGGAUGACGGCGUAUGCGGGGAGUGGGGUUGGGUUGGUUAGGGAGGUGAAGGGGGCUGGGGAGGUUGUGAGGGAGGUUAGAGAGGGGGUUGUGGGUGUGCUGGAGGGGGUGGGGAGGAGGGCGAGGCUGUAG